AUGUACUCCAGCCGGUCAGUCACCGCCUUGACAAGGUGUCUCACCCGACACCGCUGCGCGCCCUCCAAAUCAAGCAGACUCGCCACAGCGGCAAUCUCACUCAAUGCAACGGCAACAAGAACCUUUUCAAACCGCCCCACCAUCCCUACCACUGUGCUCCCUUCGGAAAGCUCAGCUGCCCGCCCUCAAGCACGUUCCUUCCACCACCCCACCUCCUCCUACUGGUCCAACCCCACCAUCACCUCUUACAACACUUGCCGCCGGAGCACCAAAAUCAACAUAUUUGAAAACAGCUCCCUCCCAUCCCACCGUCUCUUUCACACCACAUCCAUACACCCCAGAAUCCCCCAAUUGAACAAAAUGGCUCCUAAGGAAUUCCGUCUUCUCUGCCUCGAGAACCCUCUGCUUGACAUCCAAGCAGUCGGCGACGAGGCUCUCCUCGAAAAGUACGGCCUCAAGGCUAACGACGCUAUUCUUGCCGAAGAGAAGCAUCUGGGCAUCUACGAGGACCUACUCAACAACUACGACGCUAAGCUUAUCGCCGGUGGUGCCGCUCAGAACACCGCCCGUGGAGCUCAGUACAUUCUCUCCCCCAACUCCGUUGUCUACCUUGGUGGCGUUGGCGACGAUAAGUACGCCUCCAUUCUUCAGGAUGCCGUCAAGACCGCCGGCCUCCGCGUUGAGUACCGUGUCGACCCCAAGAUCCCCACUGGCCGCUGCGGUGUUGUCAUUACCGGCCACAACCGUUCCAUGUGCACCGACCUCGGUGCCGCUAACCACUACGACCUUGAGCAUCUUACUCGCCCAGAUGUCUGGGCUCUCGUUGAGGGUGCUCAGGCCUACUACAUCGGCGGCUACCACUUCACCGUCUGCCCCCCCGCCAUCCAGAAGCUCGCUGAGGAGGCCGCCAAGAACAACAAGAUCUUCGCCGUGAGCCUGUCUGCCCCCUUCAUUCCCCAGUUCUUCAAGGACCCUCUUGAUGCCAGCGCCCCUUACUGGGACUACGUUAUCGGCAACGAGACUGAGGCUGCCGCCUACGCCGAGUCUCACAACGUCGGUACCACCGACCUCAAGGAGAUCGCCAAGCACCUGGCCAACCUCCCCAAGGAGAACAAGCAGCGCAAGCGUGUUGCCAUCAUCACACAGGGAACCGACCCUACUCUCGUUGCCGUCCAGGGCGAGGACAACGUCAAGGAGUACCCCGUCAAGCCCAUUGCCAAGGAGCAAAUCAACGACACCAACGGUGCUGGUGACGCCUUUGCUGGCGGUCUCAUGGCUGGUCUCGUUGACGGCAAGUCUCUUGACGAGUCCAUCGAUAUGGGCCAGUGGUUGGCUAAGCUCAGCAUUCAGGAGCUUGGUCCUUCUUACCCCUUCCCCAAGCAGACGUAUUCGUCUUCUUAA
This is a messenger RNA of Colletotrichum truncatum, 1401 nucleotides long. RefSeq names its product adenosine kinase (pfkB family carbohydrate kinase). The record is from RefSeq and is a predicted model, not a curated record. Gene Ontology annotation, molecular function: adenosine kinase activity. Lineage: Eukaryota; Fungi; Ascomycota; Sordariomycetes; Glomerellales; Glomerellaceae. Gene Ontology annotation, biological process: purine nucleobase metabolic process; purine ribonucleoside salvage. Gene Ontology annotation, cellular component: nucleus; cytosol.